AUGGCACAAUUAUUGCGUACUGCAUCCUUGUGUAAUGAGAAUAAGUUCAAGCCUUUGGAGUCCGGAGACCUUCCACGCUGCACUGUAUUGAGAACUGGCUUUGUACACUCCGAAAGAGAAGUUUGCUGGACCUGCAGCAACCCAAUGUUGCCGAAUCGGGACCCGAUGUCUCCCUUGCUAAAGUCCUUGGGCUUGGCGAAGAUCAGUUCGAUCGAAUCUCCCAUGGCUGGCGACUCUGCUGAGGUUCCCUACCGCCAACUGGACAUCUCUGGGAACCAUUAUACGGGCAAUGCUCUGAAAGCACUACGACUCAGUGUAGAGCGAUCGGUACCGUCGAAGACGGUACCUCUGGUGGAGGACCCAAACCUCGACCCUUUCUAUCUGGAACGAGCAUUAGAAGGCCCGAAGCAGUGGGAUACUCGUAUUGACGACGAGUCAGACGUCGAUUUGGACGACCUCGAGAAUGAGUAUUUCAUGUCUUACAUGACUGAAGAAUCACACCCACCAACAGUUCAGUGUCACGCCAUUCAGUAUCAACAGCCACAAUCCUCUCCUAAACCCGCCUGUCCAACGACACCGGACUGGCAACGAACACACCAUAAUCACAGUCAAAGUUCUUGCAGCUCAAUUCAGACUGAUGCUACAGGGGUCACUCCCGAUCUCACACCGAGUAGUUCAUUCUCUUCAACAUAUUCGGACUCUGAUUAUUCUGGUGCAGUGAAAAAGCCAACACAUCAGGAGUUCUCCCAUUGUCAUCGCGCUUUCCGCGAUCGAUCACACAACACCGCACGAUUCUAUCUGCCGGCCGCAACUCCAGACAACCAGUCAAGGGCGUGCACGCGGCCGAAUACCCCUAUCGAACGAUCCGCAGUUGCCGCUCUUGCAGAAUAUCACAAUCCAUCAUCUGAAACACUUACCAUGGUUCCAAAAGAGCCUGCAGCAGUUGCAGCAUCUUCCCUACGUUCCAAACCAUUGCCCAGUCUGCCACCUAUUCUCAAAAAUGCCGGACCCGUCCCUCCCGCAAAAAAGGGUCAUAAUGGUGGAUCAAAAAGCCAGAUCGAUCCAUCACUCAUCUCACCGCCGAGUCUGGUGAACCCUGUCACAAAGGAACCCCACAUGUCUCCAUUCAACCACGCUCUUUUUAUCCCUGCCCAUGAUUGUCCCAGUCCGGCACCGAACCCCACGUCCAUUCCUCCAAUGAUUGCACGACAAAGCACCAAUGCAUCGACCAAGGGUCGACCCUCGACUUCGACAUCAGUAGCUUACGGAGAACAGUCGGUCUGGGAAUCGGAUUCGGAAUCUGGGUCGAUUAGUGGUAAAUCACAAUCACGGUGUGGGCCCAUCGACACGCUUCGGAAGGUCCGAAGCCGAGUGCAGCUGCGUCGUAUCGCCAAAUCGGAUGCCAAGUUGUAUGCGGAUAUCAAUAAUAAUAAUGCCAAUAGGACUACUAUUACGACCACGACUAAGAGUGCCGGUAGUACAACGACAACUACCCGUACAACUACAGUUGCUACUCCUUGCCAUGGGGCAUUAUGGGCGAUCUCCCCGCUAGACGCGGGCCAGCCCGAACCCGGAGCACGCCUUAACACCCGCGCGGCCUUUAGUGUCACGUCCAUCCCUGACGAUUUGCUGCCACCACCUCCACCGCUAAAACAAACAUUACGCCUGGUGGCCCCUUCAACCACAUCGCUGUCGCGACUGCAGUCGUCACGACGCAGCAGCGAGAAAUUGUCCGGAGAUAUUGAUUCUUCGACAGCUGCUGCUAUUCAAGCGCAAUCCCGGCGACGGCAGCGGUCUAAUGCCACGGAUGAAUACUUGCCAUUUCCCAAAAUGGAGACACUGCACCAUCAUUAUUACUGUAAUAGUCAUGUGUUACCAUCUCCGGAAUCCGUAUCGUCCAACACCGCUUCGAUAGAUCAGCCAACUGUAUUCAAGAGGAUAUGGGGUUCACUCCGAUCUCUGGAUUGUCGCAGUGGUUGA
This is a messenger RNA of Talaromyces stipitatus ATCC 10500, 1980 nucleotides long. RefSeq lists its product as uncharacterized. The coding region runs from base 1 to 1980 and encodes 659 amino acids. Lineage: Eukaryota; Fungi; Ascomycota; Eurotiomycetes; Eurotiales; Trichocomaceae. The record is from RefSeq and is a predicted model, not a curated record. The transcript is spliced from 2 exons.